Aspergillus saccharolyticus JOP 1030-1 is the source of this 1681-nucleotide messenger RNA. Its product is annotated as O-phospho-L-serine:2-oxoglutarate transaminase. Gene Ontology annotation, biological process: L-serine biosynthetic process. The transcript is spliced from 10 exons. Gene Ontology annotation, cellular component: cytoplasm. Gene Ontology annotation, molecular function: O-phospho-L-serine:2-oxoglutarate transaminase activity; pyridoxal phosphate binding. The record is from RefSeq and is a predicted model, not a curated record. Lineage: Eukaryota; Fungi; Ascomycota; Eurotiomycetes; Eurotiales; Aspergillaceae. The coding region runs from base 143 to 1417 and encodes 424 amino acids.
GUAACAUCGGACGCGGGACUGACCAGUACCUGCCUUGGUGAGUCACGGGUGAGGGGCACGUCAUUAAUUUUCAUCUUAUCCUCCGCACGAUCUCUCAACCCUAUCUUCUCCAACAUCCUCAAUUCACACAAUUGCAGCCAUCAUGAGAAGAGAAGAUAUCACUUAUAUGGGUGCCGGCCCUGCCGCCCUUCCGACCGACGUCCUGACCACCGCGGCCGAGGCUCUGUUGAACUACCAAGACACUGGCUUGGGUGUGGCAGAGCACAGCCAUCGCAGCGAGCUUGCUGCGAAUAUCCUCAACACCGCCAAGGCCGACCUCGCCAAUUUCCUCGAUAUUCCCUCCUCCUACGAGAUCCUGUUCAUGCAAGGUGGUGGCUCUGGGCAAUUUGGCGCAACCGUCUACAACAUCAUCUCCAUCUGGGUGGAGAAGCAGAGACAGAAGAUUCUGAAGGAGCAUGCUGGUAUCAGCGAGGAGAAUGCGUUGCAGGAGCUGCUCAAGAAGGUCGAAUCGGAACUGCGAUUCGACUACCUGGUCACUGGAUCAUGGUCACUGAAGGCUAGCCAGGAGGCUGCCCGCCUCAUUGGUCCCGAGUACGUCAACAUCGUUAGCGACUCGAGGACCCUCAACGAUGGCAAGUUCGGGAAGAUUGCGGACGAGUCGACCUGGUCCUUGAGCCCCAAAGCUGCUAUGGUCUACAUGUGCGACAACGAGACGGUCGAUGGUGUCGAAUUUCCCAGCUUUCCGAAGGUGCUGGAGCCUAAGGGAACGGACAACGACCCGCUUGUCAUCGGUGAUUUCUCGUCAAACAUCCUGUCCAGACGGAUCCCUGUCGAGAACUACUCUGUGAUCUUCUUCGGAGCUCAGAAGAACCUUGGUACCCCCGGUGUUACCGGAGUUAUCAUCAAGAAGGACCUCCUGCCUCCCGUGUCUCCUCCCGCCGCUCCCGCUCUUCUGCGCAAGCUCGGUCUGCCUAUUGCGCCCACCAUCCUCGACUAUUCCGUUAUCGCCAAGAACAACAGUCUCUACAACACCCUUCCCAUCUUCGAUGUGUACAUUGCCGGUCAAGUCCUGAAGAAGCUGCUCGCCGAGUACCCCAACAAGGUUGAUGGUCAGCAGGCCGUUGCUGAGAAGAAGGCAAACCUUCUCUACAAGACUCUCGAUGCGUAUCCCGAAGCAUACCGGGUCGUACCGGACAAGGCUGUCCGCUCACGGAUGAACGUCUGCUUCCGUGUGAUUAAGGGCGGCAAUGUCGACGAGGCCGAGAAGGCCUUCUUGAAGGGCGCCGUUGAGCGUGGCGUUACCGGUCUUAAGGGCCACAGAAGCGUCGGAGGUAUCCGUGCCUCAAACUACAACGCAAUUUCCGAGUCCGGCGUUGAGAAGCUUGCUGCUUACUUGCAAGAGUAUGCUACCGCGUAGGCAUUGAAGAAUACUAAAAGUGAUAUCUGCACAUAAAAGGCAGGUUGAGGUUCGAAUAGGCUAGGCGUUCUAUGGCUAAAAGGCUGGAUAUAAGGACUGAGCAUCCUCACUUACCUUGUUCCAUGGCUGUUCAACGGGCAACUACCUAAACCCCACAGUUCUCUCAGCCAAGUUUAAUAAUUCUUCAGUCUGCAUCCGCACUGAGUGAUGUUUGUCGCUGCUGCGAAGUGCUCAUGAUAAGCAGCUUGUUCUCCCAUAAAAAAU